Messenger RNA from Labrus bergylta (ballan wrasse), 2851 nucleotides. The record is from RefSeq and is a predicted model, not a curated record. NCBI's taxonomy places the organism in Eukaryota, Metazoa, Chordata, Actinopteri, Labriformes, Labridae.
CUCAUCCUCUGCCAUUGUCGUUCGGUUGUGUGGAAAGUGCUCUCGCGCACUGACUUGCAGCGCACCUGCGCACAUAAUGCCACCUGCUUCUGCAUCCGCACAGUGCAACCUGCGUGUAGUGCCGUAAAGUAAUCCCUACCGGCAAUCCUUUGUUUGAGAAAGUAACUGUAUUCAGAAUACACCAAUUUAAACUGGAACUAAAACGGAAUACAAUUACUCUUAUUUUGUAUUUUAAAUACGUAACGCCGUUACAUGUAAUCCGUUACUUCCCAACCCUGCCGACACCACAUGAAUGCAGCAUAAAGCAUUCAAUUAUUUUACUUUCAUUUCAGGUAAAGGAACAUGGCCUCCGCUGGUUUUCUGCUCUUAACGCUCGCUGUCCUCAACAGUAUAGGAAGUGUGAAGAGUAUUGCCUUUGUGAAAAUUCACUGCAAGACUCAAAACAUCGGACAGUAUGAGCAGGAGUCACGACUUGACUGUGUAAUCCACUACUCGGGAGAGGUAAAAGAUCCUGAAAUCAUGGUGGUAACUUGGAGUAGAGAGGGGGUUGAAGAACCCAUACUUAAAUACGAAAAUGGAAAACUAACAUCGUUGCCUGGAUAUUCAUUUGCUGAACCGUCCUGGAACAACAAGAACGUGAACGUAUCCCUGCUCAUUCACAAAACUGCUGUUAAGGACGAGGGAGUUUAUAUAUGUUUUGUGACCACAAACAGUGGUUAUAAGCUCAACCAAACCAGACUGAACGUCACAGCCAAAUACGGAGUGCCAACUAUUCAGCCUCAACCUCAGGACAUUGAUCUCGACACCGAUGGUUCCCUGACAUGCAAGUCCACCGGCUACCCAAAAGGCCGACUCAGCUGGUUUGAUAAAGACAACAAGCCUUGGUUAGACCAACCCGAGGUGAAGGUGCUGAAGACAGAGAAUGGUCUGUUUACCCUCUCAAGUACGCUGAAAAUACAGCGAGGAUCCUCCUUCUCCCAGUACACCUGCAAAGUGUUCAACGCCAGAGGAGACGAAGAGGCGGAGGAAUCUUUCAUCAGUGGAGGAAGUUCACAGAGUCAUGCUCAGUCCUCUGUGGAAAUUCACUGCAAGACUCAAAAUGUUGGACAGUAUGACCAGCAGUCACGACUUGACUGUGUAAUCCACCAUGCUGAAGACCUAGAAGAUCCUGAAAUCGUGGUGGUAACUUGGAGUAGACAGGGGGUUGAAGAACCCAUACUUAAAUACGAAAAUGGAAAACUUACAUCAUUGCCUGGAUAUUCAUUUGCUGAACCGUCCUGGAACAACAAGAACGUGAACGUAUCCCUGCUCAUUCACAAAACUGCUGUUAAGGACGAGGGAGUUUAUACAUGUCAUGUGACCACAGACAGUGGUUUUAACACCAACCAAACCAGACUGAACGUCACAGGAGAUGAUCAGGAAACGGAGGGAGAUGUUCAAGAAAGUCUGACUACAGGGCUGGGACAAGACGCCAAAUACUCAAACAUGAUUUUGGACACCAAGAUAGGGGCUCCUGUGUUGGUCGUCGGGUCUCUGAUCUUGCUAGUGUUUUACAAAAUACGAUCUCAGCAAGAUGAUCAGGAAACGGAGGGAGAUGUUCAAGAAAGUCUGACUACAGGAGAAACCAAGACCACUCUUACUGACGACCACUGAAAUCAACACUUCUUGUUUGCUUGAGCCCGCAUCAGCAUUUUAACUUUUCCUAAUGCAAACAUCCAUGUACAUAACCAGGUAAAGCUUGUAUCACUGUGAUUUAACAGAAACUGUAAGCGCUUUGUUCACCCUUAAUCUACCAAGUAAACAAGCUCCAAUCAAGUUUAAAAUGUCAACAAAGACUGAUAUAUCGCUGACAACAGGAGUAAAAGGGGUCCAGGUCAGGCUCUGUUGUCUUAAAGUAACCACAUUGGGAACCGUUCCGACACCACGGAGUCUCUGAUGUUGAUUUAUGGAGGACAAAAGUGUAUAAUGUGAUGAUUUAGCCCACGCAAUAACUGUAGCUUUUGGCAGCUUAUCAGCCUCCUUCUUACUCCCUCUUCACAUUCCAUGUCUUUAGUGAAGGGUUAGAAUCAUGAAAUACUUUUAAUCCGUGUGUGUGAGUGUGUGUGUGUGUGUAUGUAUUUUAAGGAAAUGCAACUAUUUCCUGCCAACGUUUCUUUUAUUCAUAUAUGUUGUGCUAGGAGGGGUUAGAGGCAUAAAAACAGGCGUGCACUCUCUGCCAGUCUGCGCGGGCGCAAUCAGGAGAACAAAAAAGUUUGGGAAUUUCAUUCACUGUGUGAGAGUAUGUAGUCAUAAGACAAACAUUUCAGGAAUGCCAGACAUCCAUCAAACUGGUCGGAGGCAACAGAGCAGGCUGUGAUAGGCCCUUUUUUUGAGGUUUGGUUUAUUUAACUUUUUUCACAACCGAGUUCUCAGAGAAACCGCCUCGCAUGCCUUUAAAAUCUUGAAUUCUGAUCGAGCCUGCGUGUCAAGCUCGAGCCUGUCAGACCAAAUAUUCUCUACUGUACUGAAGACAAGCCAAAAGUGGAAAACAAAACUCCUAAUCAAUCAUAAAUGUGAAUGAUUAACUGUUGUAUAACACACAGUUAAUCAUUGACCUGUUUGGAGAAAAAGCAGUUUAUGAAGUUUAUGAGUUUAUGAAAUUAACGACAAACGUCCUUAAACUACUGUCAGUCAUUCAGAUUCUGUGUGUCGUGAAAAUUAGGUUUAUAUACAUGUAUGUGUUUGUAAAAUGAACUGUAUACUCUUUUAAUUAUUUUUUUAUCGUGUUUUUUAGCACUAGCACCUUGUACAAACUGUGAAUUGUGAUUGUAUGGUAAUAAAACAAAGUCUAAAUAAAAAAAACAUAAAACAA